Messenger RNA from Neltuma alba, 1791 nucleotides. RefSeq names its product serine carboxypeptidase-like 45. NCBI's taxonomy places the organism in Eukaryota, Viridiplantae, Streptophyta, Magnoliopsida, Fabales, Fabaceae. The transcript is spliced from 10 exons. Gene Ontology annotation, cellular component: vacuole. The record is from RefSeq and is a predicted model, not a curated record. Gene Ontology annotation, molecular function: serine-type carboxypeptidase activity. Bases 80 to 1477 code for a protein of 465 amino acids. Gene Ontology annotation, biological process: proteolysis.
UAUUUUAAAUACUUCAUCUGAUCUCUUUCUUUGUUGCCUGUUUCCCUCGCUUUCUCCUCCUCUCUUCUUUUGUGAAACAAUGGACUGCACAACAUGGAAUAACUUAGCUAUGGCUCUAGUGUUGCUUCACUUGAGCUUAAUUAUGCCCGUCUUCUCACUCUCGUCUCACCCAGAUAGGAUCCUACGGCUUCCCGGACAACCCCACGUACGUUUCCAACACUACUCAGGAUACGUCACAGUCGAUGACAAGAAACAUAAAGCUUUGUUCUACUAUUUUGUUGAAUCUGAAACCGAUCCUGCUUCUAAGCCUCUUGUUCUCUGGCUCAAUGGAGGACCUGGCUGUUCUUCCCUUGGGGUUGGAGCAUUCUCUGAAAAUGGACCCUUCAGACCAAAUGGUGAAGUUCUGAUUAAAAAUGAUUACAGCUGGAACAAAGAGGCAAACAUGCUAUAUUUGGAGGCACCGAUUGGAGUGGGAUUUUCUUACGCUAAAGACGGAUCUUAUACGGUGGACGAUAACGAAACUGCCAGGGACAAUCUCAUGUUUCUGAAACUCUGGUUCAACAAGUUCCCUCAAUACAGGCGAAGAGAUUUCUUUCUUACUGGGGAAAGUUAUGCAGGGCAUUAUGUUCCUCAACUUGCAAAGCUCAUGAUUGACCUCAACAAGAAGGAAAAGAUAUUUAAUCUUAAAGGCAUAGCUUUGGGUAAUCCAGUUCUAGAAUACGCCACGGACUUCAACUCACGGGCCGAGUUCUUCUGGUCGCAUGGAUUGAUAUCAGAUUCCACAUACAGAAUGUUCACCUCAGUGUGUAAUUAUUCUCGGUACGUCAGUGAGUAUUAUAGAGGCUCAGUUUCGCCUCUUUGUUCAAAGGUUAUGAGCCAAGUAAGCACAGAAACAAGUAAAUUCGUGGACAAAUACGAUGUGACACUUGAUGUCUGCAUUUCCUCAGUUCUUUCGCAGUCCAAGGCCAUUUGCCCUCAAACACAACAACGAAAUGAGAGGAUAGACGUAUGUGUUGAUGACAAAGUUGUAAAUUACCUGAACCGAAGAGAUGUUCAGGAGGCACUUCAUGCCAAACUUGUUGGAGUUCGCAAGUGGGAUGUCUGCAGCAACGUACUGGACUACGAUAUGCUCAAUCUGGAAGUACCUACGCUUCCUAUUGUUGGGUCAAUAGUCAAAGCUGGAGUCCAAGUCUUAAUUUACAGUGGAGAUCAAGAUUCUGUAAUUCCACUAACUGGUAGCCGUACCUUGGUUCAGAAACUAGCAACGCAAUUAGCACUAAAUACCACUGUUCCUUACAGAGUAUGGUUCCACGGUCAACAGGUUGGCGGGUGGACUCAAGUUUAUGGAGAUAAUAAGCUGUCAUUUGCGACCGUAAGAGGGGCUUCCCAUGAAGCUCCGUUCUCGCAGCCUGAGAGAUCACUAACGCUGUUCAAGUCAUUCUUGCAAGGGAGGCCUCUACCUGCUGAUAUUUUCUGACACCGUAUAUGUUAAUGUUUUUAAGUUUUUCUCUGAUUUAAAGUUCGAGGUUGUAAUUAAGGCAGUCGUUUCAUAGUUAUUAUUAUUGUUAUUGUCAUUAUUAUUAUUACUAAAGCGAUGUGUUAACUGUGCAGUAUGUCGAAACAAGAAUGUAAAGCAGUGAGAGUUUUUUAUUUCUCGUUCAGUUUCCUUCCCCAAUAGUAGUUCGUACGUGUUGUUAAAAGGGCUUGCUUGUUUUGCUUGUUCGGCUGUCACAUGUAAUAAUGCAUCGUUUAGACAAAAAUAAUGUGAAAGUGUAUGAUCGUUCUCUCCCU